ACGCGUGCGAACCUACAGAGCAAUGCUGACGCCGCCGACGACGUUCCCGGCGGCUGGGGCGCUCUCGGAGCAGGCCGAGACCGCGGCUAUCGUGUCCGCCCUCACGCACGUCAUCGCCAGCGGCCGCGGCCCGCCGGCGCCCGCGCCACCGCUGGUCAUGCCGUGCCACCCGGGUGUCCAGCAGCUCGGCGCGUCCACGUCGUCCCGAGGAACAGAGGCGCCGCCGCGCAAGUAUCGCGGCGUGAGGCGGCGGCCGUGGGGCAAAUGGGCGGCUGAGAUCCGUGACCCACAGAAGGCGGCGCGGGUGUGGCUUGGCACGUUCGCCACCGCCGAGGACGCGGCGCGCGCGUACGACGCCGCCGCGCUCCGCUUCCGCGGGAGCCGCGCCAAGCUCAACUUCCCCGAGGACGCUGCGGCCGCCACCGCGCGCCGCGCCAGGGAUGCCGCGACGGCCGCGGCGGCGGCGUCCUCGAAGCCGGCCGCGCUGCUGGAGUCGCAGGACGGCGACGUCAUGGACUACCUGGACUACUCCAAGAUCCUCGCGGAGCCGGAGCCGAGCAACGUGAUGGGCCGACUGUUGGGCGGCGACGGGAACGGACGGUUCCUGGGGUCGUGGAGCAUCGGGACGUCGCCGGCGUCGUCUGCGUCGAGCGCGUCGCUCGCCGGGGCAGGACCCGCCUCCGCUGCUCUGUUUCAGUGCGGCAGCGGCUUGAAGCAGAGCAGUGAGAGUUCGUCGCAUAGGGGUUACUAGCCAAAGGUUGUCAACCUCUUAGGGAGAGAAGCGUGGGCGAUUCCCGAUGAUAAACGAGCAAAAGAGAAGACCGGCGAAAUUUCCCGCCUUUCGGUGCGCGUCGUACUUCACACUUUCAUCCUAUGCAUGCAUAAGUUCUGUCACAUCGUGAGCAGCAAGUCAGAUGGGGGUUGGGGGGCCAGCGAAGGUCACUUUCUUGGACUGAUGAGCCAGAGCCGAGAGAUGUGGAAUUUUGGGUUCAAUUGCAUUCAUCAGCAAGCAACUAAAGACGAAGAUUUAUGAUUUUCUUUUAGUAGUGCCAUGUAGGUUCUUGGUUUUCAUCGAGGUCAGUUUCUAAACUGAAGCUCUCUAACUCAGCUAGCUAGCAAAGUUACUAGAGCUAGAUAGUGUUCAUUUUAAAUUACUUCCAGGAGGAAAAUAAAUCAUCUAUAAUG
Triticum aestivum (bread wheat) is the source of this 1185-nucleotide messenger RNA. RefSeq names its product ethylene-responsive transcription factor ERF115-like. Lineage: Eukaryota; Viridiplantae; Streptophyta; Magnoliopsida; Poales; Poaceae. The transcript has a single exon. The record is from RefSeq and is a predicted model, not a curated record. Gene Ontology annotation, biological process: regulation of DNA-templated transcription; ethylene-activated signaling pathway. Bases 23 to 751 code for a protein of 242 amino acids. Gene Ontology annotation, molecular function: DNA binding; DNA-binding transcription factor activity.